AUGUACACCCAAUCUUCUGACCCCAAAACUGUUUGUCCUCACUGUAAACGUGGAUUUUGCUCCUGCUCUCACUGUCACAAGAGCGGUCACUCUGAAGCAAACUGCUUUGUCAAGCACCCCGACAAACGACAGUCCAAACCAGUCGUUUAUGCCUCCAAACAACACUCAACUCACUUCACUCCCUACACUCAAGAAGAUGAAGAAUAUCUCAAACAGAAAUACCCUGACCUUCAUCUCUGA
Puccinia graminis f. sp. tritici CRL 75-36-700-3 is the source of this 240-nucleotide messenger RNA. RefSeq lists its product as uncharacterized. The transcript has a single exon. Lineage: Eukaryota; Fungi; Basidiomycota; Pucciniomycetes; Pucciniales; Pucciniaceae. Bases 1 to 240 code for a protein of 79 amino acids. The record is from RefSeq and is a predicted model, not a curated record.